Molecule: messenger RNA, 4316 nt
Organism: Megalobrama amblycephala (Wuchang bream)
Lineage: Eukaryota; Metazoa; Chordata; Actinopteri; Cypriniformes; Xenocyprididae
Gene: lrch4
Product: leucine-rich repeats and calponin homology (CH) domain containing 4
Exons: 18
Coding region: 233-2350 (705 amino acids)
Molecular function (GO): protein binding
Source: RefSeq, a predicted model, not a curated record
AGACUUGCUCAAUCCGUAAGCUCCGCCCCUUAUGUUCUCAGCUCCCUCCAGCAAACGGACUGUCAACUCGCCGCGCAACUUUACUCAAUCACUGGAUUUAACAUCACUUUUGGAGUACAAAAACUUACUUUUACGGCGUGAAACGUUAUCGGACCUGCUUUGGAGGAGAUGGAGAUUUAGUAGGGGUGAUUGUCGUUGUAACGAGUAAGAUUUGGGUCAUAUUUAGUGUUUGAUGGCUGCUGGGGAUGGAGCCCAGCUGCCGGCGACCGUAGCGGCCAGCAGGAGCGUGGAGAAGGCGCUGGAAGAGGCUGCGUCCAGCGGAGCGCUCAUCCUGUCCAACCGUAAACUAAAAGAGUUCCCCCGCACCGCCAAGAACUAUGACCUGUCCGACAUUACACACGCAGACCUGUCAAAGAACCGGCUCUGUGAGGUGCCAGAGGAGGUGUGUCAGUUUGUUUCUCUGGAGACGCUCAGCCUGUACCACAACUGUGUGCGAUCGCUCACGCCCAGCCUGUGCCAGCUACAAGCCCUCACCUACCUCAACCUCAGUCGUAACCAGCUGUCAAGUCUACCGCCGUCAGUAUGUCAGCUCCCUCUGCUGCGGGUGCUCAUCGUCAGCAACAACAAGUUAUCGGUCCUACCGGCCUCUAUACACACACUCACACACCUUCGACAACUGGAUGUGAGCUGUAAUGAGCUUCAGUCACUUCCUGUUGAGCUCGGCCAGUUAGAAUGUUUAAGAGAUUUAAAUCUGAGAAGAAACCAUCUUACAACUUUACCAGAAGAGUUGUCAGAAUUGCCCCUCGUCCGUUUGGAUGUGUCGUGCAACCGCAUAUCCCACGUGCCUGUGUGCUACCGACAUCUGCGGCACCUCCAAAGCAUCAUCCUUGACAACAACCCCCUCCAGAUGCCCCCUGCCCAAAUAUGUUCCAAAGGAAAGUUUCACAUCUUUAAAUAUCUGAACAUGGAGGCCUGCAAAAGGACUCAGGACCAGUUUGAGAAAGCUCUGCGGCCCACCGCCUUCAACAGCUGUCUGGAUCAGGACCUGUUCCCGGGUCAGUAUGGUGGCCUGGAUUCUGGCUUUAACAGCGUGGACAGCGGCAGCAAAAGAUGGUCAGGAAAUGAGUCUGCUGAUGAUUUCUCGGAACGGUCAUUGCGAUUGGCUGACAUUUCCCGCGAACACACAAAUUUUCAAGAGGAAGAGGAGAGAGAUAUGUUACUAGAUACACCCAAAGUGAAUGGAGAGCUGGAGCAAGUGGAUUUCAUAGACAACAGCGUAAUGGAGGAAGAGGACAGGUGUCACCCUCCACUUACAGAGCCCCCUCAGGAAAAGAGUGAUAGUACCAGCAGCACACCCUCCCAUAGCCCUGAAUCUACAGGCAGCAGGAUAUUUGUGAUUGGAGAUGGUUCAGACUCCGGCUCACCAUCCAGUCCCACUCUAGAGGAGAGAAGGAGACCUGGAAACCUGCUCAUCUGGCAGGAAAGAGAAAGAGCCCAGCAGCAGAGAGCCAGGGCCAGCACUUUGCAGAAGAUAACUGUAAAAACAGGAAGUAACUUGGCGACGACGACAAAGCACGGAGGAACAGGAAGCAUUUCAAGUGGUGAUUCAGAUAGCAGCUCUCCACCCAAUGGCCCGAAACAGAGAUGUGCAAGUGUAGAUCAGGUUUCUCCGUCCACUCAAACAGUGUCUUUACAGCGCUCCAUCAGUCGCACAGAUGCAUCCUGCGUGAAGCCUGGUUCUCCUACAAGUUCUGCUCCCAAACCCAACAGCUUCUUGUUCCGCACAUCCUCACGCUGCAACGUCAAAACUGGAUCAGGAAACAGUUUGGCAGAGUCUGGACGCAGUGAAUCACGUGCCACACUCAGAUCCCCACGAGAGGAGAGGACAGACGUUUUGCAACUGCGUAAAACUCUGGAGACGCGUCUGAAGAUCUCUCUCCCUGAGGAUCUGGGAGAGGCGUUGUCCAAUGGCACAAUUCUCUGCCAAUUGGCCAAUCACGUGCGACCACGUUCUGUGUCAAUCAUCCACAUCCCCUCACCGGCAGUGCCAAAGCUGAGUGCUGCCAAGUGCCGCCUCAAUGUUGAAAACUUCAUUGCUGCAUGUCGUAGACUUGGAGUCCCUGAGAUGGAGUUGUGUUUAGCGUCUGAUAUCCUGUGCAGUAAGCUACCUGCAGUGCACCGCUGUGCGACGGCGCUCCUGGCAAUAGCAGGCGGAGAGGAGGAGGAGGUGAACGAGGACAAGAACAGCACCUCUGUCUCUCCUUCCUCCCCUUUUUCCACCGGCUUCCUGCUCUUCUACUCUCUCCUCAUGGCUUUGCUCUAUAUGUUAUACUGCCAGCUUAUAGCAUAGUGCGAGUGAGCAUCAAUGUGUAAAUGUAAUGGAUACAUCACCUCUGUACUGUGUACACACAUUGUUGACAAAACCUGUAUAUAUAUAUAUAUAAAAUUCCCUACCCAUAAUGCCUUUGAGCUUACACAUUAAAGCUCCCCACAGAUAUUUUAAAAGGAUUGGAAACAUAUAUGAGAACCAAUGCUGACAUAUUGACAUAUAUUGCAAAUUAUCAAAGGUCUUGAUCGAAUAUAUACACAUUUUUCCACAUCAAAAAGUUAUAAACAACUCAUCAAUGGUCACAUACUCCUCUUUUUUUUGUUGUUGUUGAGGAUGUAGACGUGGUUUCCACUCAUGAAGGGCUUUUCCACCUGAUUGCCUUAGCAUUGCUGUUGAUCCCAGGAUAGAUUAUACACCUUCUUGAGGGAAAGACUGUCUUUGUUGGGAUCUUGUUUAAAGCACUGGCACAAACUCCCCAUCCCCUUUUUUCCCUCUUGAAGGGCUUUAAAAUGGCUUGUAUUUGCUUUGCAUGCUCAUCAUCAAAGUGCCUCAGAAGCUUGUAGGCUCCUUCUGCUCACACAGCAGUGCAAAUUAGUUUGUAGCAUUUGGUAAAUGUGUUAACGGUGUGGUGAUGGUACUUCUCAGCUGACUUUGGCUUAAUUCACACGUUGUAGAUAUCUGUUAGGGUCGGGACUUGCGUGGACUAUUUCACUUUCCUUCUCUUUCGCUCUUGCCUUGUUGACUGUGACCACCAGAGAGCAGUGCUGUUACUAAACUGUUCCUUCAACAUAUUUUUGACGGUACUAAUAUGAUUCAAAGCUGUGUUUUGUUUUUUGAAUGUUCGUUUUGGUUUUCUUGAGAGCAUCUUAAUAUAAUUAUUGUAUGCAAACUGUUCACAAUUAAGUUAUUGUUUCAGUUUAUUUAUGUUUUUCUGUACGUUCUGCUGAAGCCGCAUGUGGUGGAAACCCAGUCUCAUUGAGCACAUUACUUAAAUUUGACUGAUUAAAUUGAACCGAUUAAUUGAGUAAUAUGCUUAUGACAGCUCCCACGAUCAUAUUGAGCUGGAAAAAAACGGUAGACUUUGGGUAUAUUAAUAUCUUUUUAAACAUAUGUGUGUUUGUUGCUGCUCACGGAUAAGCGGACAUUACCAAAUUACAAAUUACGCUAUUUUUUUUUUUUUUUUAAUUGAAGAUGAAAUGGUUGUGAGCCUCUUCAGCUGUCGUUUCCUGAUUCUAAAUGUGGCCGUAGUGGUUUUGUAGUCCUGUAAUGUGCCAUGAGCACCCAUCUUCCGCGGUGCUGUAUGCUGAUGUUGCUUUUGUAUUCCGUGCCUACUUAAUGUGAUUUAGGAGCUUUGCCGACAGUUUACUAACGAGCAGCCUCUCAUCUGCAGAGAACGAUAAGAGGAGAGAAUGGUGAGUGUGUGUGUGUGAGAGAGAGAGAGACUGGGAAACAAGGGUAGGUGAAGGGAUGUGCUGUGGAACUAGUUACCAACAUACAAUCUCUCACCCUACAAUGUCUUAAACAUAUUUUAAGGGAGGUUGUUCAAACAUAUGUAAGUCAGUGGUUUUUUUUUUAACACUAUACAUUGUUGUCAAUGCUAAAGCUAAUCAUAAUAGACAUUUAAUUUAAAAUGAAUCCACUUUGAACACAUUUAGCUUAGAUGGACUUCCUCGCAGUUGCUCUAGAGGCUUCAGCCAUAUAAAAUAAGGAUUGUUAUAUGCUACAUGUUGAAGGCUUUUACAGAAGAUGACUGAUAACUCUACCGUCCUUCUUAUACAUACGCUAGACUCAGUUUAGAGGGCACUAGAUCUAAACGAAUGUUUCCGUCCAAAUGUUUCCUAGUUAAAACUGUUGCAACACAUGAAAUGUAUUUUGUUAUAUUUAUAAAAUACUGUGUAUUUAAGAAGUUAAGUUUAUAUUGAUAUAAAGGUUUUUUUUUUCUUCUUUUUUUGUCUGUAAAGAAAUUAUUAAAAAAAGGAAACACUGA